Pyricularia oryzae 70-15 is the source of this 432-nucleotide messenger RNA. RefSeq lists its product as uncharacterized. Lineage: Eukaryota; Fungi; Ascomycota; Sordariomycetes; Magnaporthales; Pyriculariaceae. The record is from RefSeq and is a predicted model, not a curated record. The coding region runs from base 1 to 432 and encodes 143 amino acids. The transcript has 4 exons.
AUGUCGGGAUUGGACAGCUGGAUCGGAGGGGCAGUGGACGGUACCGUAUGUACCGCGCCAAUUGAUCAAACCCCCGAAUGCGAGUUCGCGCCAGAUAGGUAUCCAAUCAUGGGUCUUUCUACAUACUUGGUGUGGUAUACCCCAAUGGCCUGUGCCUCAGCUGUCACUUUGUACUUCCGACAGGGGGGUGCGAGUCCAGAAAGGCCUACCGACCUGCCGCUAAUCUACUCCCUAGAUAGCAAACGUACCGCAAGACGAAACGGGAAUGAUGAGACAUGGACAGGGCUAUUAUGUGCACAUGCCAUUCCCAGCGGGCUACUAACAGACAGUGUUUCGCAGGAAUACCACAACCAUUCGUCAGCCCGUGGGAUGAUAUGGGGGAUGGAUGGAGCGGAGCUUUCGGGACACAAUCUUUUGCGUCUCAGCAAGUAA